Messenger RNA from Biomphalaria glabrata, 4616 nucleotides. Its product is annotated as probable G protein-coupled receptor 85. The transcript is spliced from 4 exons. The record is from RefSeq and is a predicted model, not a curated record. Gene Ontology annotation, molecular function: G protein-coupled receptor activity. Gene Ontology annotation, biological process: G protein-coupled receptor signaling pathway. Bases 686 to 2344 code for a protein of 552 amino acids. Lineage: Eukaryota; Metazoa; Mollusca; Gastropoda; Planorbidae. Gene Ontology annotation, cellular component: plasma membrane.
AGUGUGUGUGACAGAGAGAGGGAGAGAGAGAGAGAGAGAGGUCGGGGGUUGAAAACGAUGGAGAGACGCACGUGACUCGUGUGGACGGUGGAGCAAAGACAAUCGGAGUUUAGUCGUGCGUGAGCACUCUCAUGCCAAGGGAGAGAAUGUCGUGAGUUGAUAGGGAACGAUUCCUAGACGAAUGUUUGAAUUGUGUUGGGUAACUAGACUAGAUACACUUUGAGUGUUACAGAAAUAAUCACUUGUAUGGAGAAGUUUUCUUUAGUGCCUAACUAGAACACAAUAACAUGCCCUUAUACUGAAAACAAAGUCUUUCAUCGAUCAGACGACAUAGGAAGGGCUGCAACUCCGUUCAAUGAAUAGGAUUAUCUUCUCCUGAUUAAAAGCAUAAAGACUGGGAGAAGAACAAUAAAAGGGAAGAGGGGAGACAACAGAAAUAAUGCUGUGAAAUGCAAGCCAGUGAGAGGCAAGGCGACUCUGAAGCAACUACAUUUCAGACGACGGAAGAUCUAACGUCAAAUCAGCCAUUAAGAUGACAAAGUCUGGGGAGAAGAAAGCCUAGAUUGGCGACUGAUGGAGUUGAAAUAAAAUGUAGGACUAUACAAAAAAAAAAAGGGCUGAGAGUACCCUCGGAAAAAUAAUGUGACAUUUUGUUCAGAAUCUCAACGGUGUAGCCAUUCAAAGCAUGAUUCUCAAUUCCACGGCGGGUCAAUAUGGCUUCCAGUCACAUGACAACUUCCCAUCCAAUCAAACUGAAGGAGAUUUCUCGACACGUGGUCGUUUAAAUAACAACAUGAGCGCGGUGCCAACCGGAAACGACACGAGCACCGGCAUGGCUGUCUACGCCCCUUCCACAGAAGGGGCGCGUGCUCCCUUUCACGGCGCGUCGGUGUCUGAUUUUGUAACCAGGAUUUGGGAAGCCUCUACGACGCCUCACGGAGAUGUAAGCACUGAGGCGCCAAGAAGUCACGUGUCUGAGCUGUUGAGUGACAUGGAGAAACGUGAAGACAUGGUAAGCUUCCCGGCUGCUUACUUGAACCAGAAUGCGUCUUCCCACGUGCCGCAGUGGACGGACGUAGCCAACCUUACCAACAGGAUGAACACCUCAGCUGGCUGGAUGUGGCAGUACUUCGAUACCACGGAUCACACUACGGCCGUCCCCACCGGCGCCGCCUUCUCCGACCAGACCGAGGCGAGCACCUUUCAGGCGAUCGACCUCUCGCCCGUACUCACCCUCAUCCCCUCACACAAUCCUCAAGCAGACAUUGUGCUCAACGUCGGCGUGGUCUCGUGGGACGUGAUCUUCAAGGUCAUGGUCCUGGUCAUCAUAUCCUUAGUGGGAUUCGUGGGCAAUGUCAAGGCCAUUUGGAGUGUAGUCAAGGAGAGUCACCUGCAUCGUCCACCUUUCUACUUCCUUCUCAGUCUUGGUGUGACUGACCUGUCCAGGGCUGUCUUCUGUCUCCCGGUGGUCAUAACAACCGUCCUGAAUGGGGCACAAUGGAGACAUGGUGAAUCAGCUUGCAAGUUGUUUGCCUUUGCGACCUCCUUCUUCAUCUUCAGUUCGGCCUUGUCCCUUCUGGCCAUUGCUAUCGACAGGCACGUCUCCAUCGUCUACUCCAAGACCUACCGACGACGCUCCUUGGGAAUCGCCAACCUGGUCGCCGCCAUUAUCAUCUGGGUGGUUGCGUUCUCCGUCUCGUUCCCUCCAGUCGUGGGGGUUGGGGAUUACGUCUUCAUACCAGAGGAGGCCCAGUGCACCUACCAGCACAAGCAUUACAGCAGCAACGACUCUGUCGCCUCGGUCCUCGUGUUCCUGGCCAUCCUCUUCCUGACCUACUUUCUCUACUUCCGGAUCUUCCGCUUCUUGAGAGCGCACAGGCGCAUGCGCCCCCUUCAGCACACCCCGGCCAGGAGCUCAAAUUGGGCCUUCGUGGGCCCCGGGGCCAACGGACAAGCGUUCAUCAACUGGCUAAACGGGUUCGGGGGUCAAGUGCCAAUUCGACAGGGGGGACAGAGGACGGUCCAGCGGCUCAACUUCGGACGAGUGGUCAAUUUAUCGACGGCCAAAAACGAGCACUUGACUAGGCUUUUCCUAAUAGUAACCUUAGUGUUUGGUCUGAGUUGGACGCCGUACGUUGUACUGUCUUUGUGGAGAAUUUUCUUAGAUGAUUCACUUCUGCCUCACCCCUACGUGACGAUCUCGGCCUGGCUGGGUUACGCUCAAGUGGCCUUCUGCCCUGUGGUGUACUUUAUGUGCCGAGGGCCUUCCAAAAAGGGCCAUAGGACGGUGUAUUCAGAAGCAGAGAAACGGGAAUUUCUUUUGGAAAAUAAAAUUGGAAAAUGAGGACAAAGAAGAGAUAGUGUUGAAGAAAAAAAGGUACAGAUUAUAUUAAACAGUAUUAGAGAGAAAAUAAAAGAGGAACGAAUUUUUGCACUUGUAAAAAUGUAUAAUUAUUUAUUGUAUUUAUUUUUUGCACAUUGUCGCAAUGAAAGUAAUCACAGCUAUCCGCCCUUACACAGCAAAUUAUUAGUUCUGCCUCUAUCAAGUAUUACUCGCUACAUUAAGACAUAUAAUUCUUAAGUAAUCUUGUAUUAGUUCGUUAAACAAAUGAUAUAAGUUAAUUUGUUAAAAGGUGAAUGUUUAAAUAAUGUUUACUACGUAUAGUGUUGAAAAGUACAAAAAAAGAAACAUGUAAAAGAAGACAGCAAAAGAGCAACCAAACAACUUCAAAUUCAUAUGAGCGCUGCAAACGUUAAGUUAUAGACAUCGCUUUACACUAAUAGAUCUGUUUCCUUUUCAUUUAAUAUUGUCUUUCUAUUUAUGGCAGUGUGACAUUAAAGUAAAGUUGAAUUAUCUUAAUUAAAGUAAUCUAAAAAUAGAAUUGGAAAAAUCUCUUCAGCAUCAAUCAGCUGCAAGGUUUUACUCAUAAAAUUGUAUUAUUAUUAAUAUUGACUGGUAUUUGUUUCUGAGUAACAACAGUGUUGAAGUAGACCAUUGUAUGUUAUACUUUAUAAUGAAAUAUUCACUUUCUUUAAGACCAUAAAAAUAAUGUAACUAAUAAGUUGAUCUAGCAACACCUUCAACACAUUUUUCAUACCCAUGUUUGUUAAAUUACAUGUGUAUUUGGUUCAACAAAAUAAUAGCUCUUGAAUACAACCGACUGGUUCACAUAAAUUACUAAAUAGUGACUUACUUAGGAAAAGCAUUGAAAGAGCAAUUUAUUGUAUUCUUUCUUCUUAAAGAUUUAUGAUCUCCGGCUCCAUGUUUUGUUGUUGUUUUAUAUACAGAUUAUACACUAUUUAUCUACUACUUCAAGUACUGGAUCUGUUUCAAAGUAAUGAUUAAAACAGAAAUAUUUUCCUUAUAAUAAUCUGCCCUCACUCUGUCCAUAAGGUUCCAUGAAAUCUGGGACGAGGAAUUAAAGAAUUAAUUUCACCAGCACCACCAAAACAAUGCACUACUUGGUUUUAGUGUUAGUUAGAGGUCAAGACUUUAGAUUUCCCCUCAACGACGUCACAUUGACGUGUUCACUCCUAAACAACAAAUCUUGUUUGAAAAGUGACCAUUAGCUAGAGGUAUUAAGAACUUAUUUCAUACUGUAAGUUUUUAAUUUGAAAAAGAACUUUGUUGCUCCCAUUUAGAAAGUCUUUCUUGACCACAAUCAUUGUAAACAGGAUUUGUGUUUCUAUAGCGUAAAAAGAAAAUACAAUAUAUGUAAAGAUACUUAUAUAAAAUUUAGACUUUAUAAAGAGGAUUAUAUAAAAUUUAGACUUUAUAAAAACACUUAUUUAAAAGUUGGAGGCGCCAUGGCUGAGUGGUAAAGUGCUUGGCUUCCGAACCGGUAGUCCCAUGCUCAAAUUCUGGUGAAGACUGCGAUUUUAAUUUCGGGAUCCUUAUAGCGCCUCUGAGUCUACCCAGCUUUAAUAGGUACCUGACAUUAGUUGGUGAAAAGUAAAGUUGAUCGUUUUGCUGGCCGCGUGUCACCCUCGUUAACCAUAAGCCACUGAAACAGAUGACCUUUACAUCAUCUGCCCUAUAGACCGCAUGGUCUAAAACUUAGGCUUCAUAAAGACAUUUAUAUAAAAUUUAGACCUUAUAAAGACACAUAAACAUUUGAAUUUAUAAAGACACUUAUAUAAAUUUUCACUUCAUAGAGACACAUAAAAUUAGAAUUUAUAAAGACAUAUACAAUUUAGAUUUGAUAAAGACGCUUAUAUAAAAAUAUUCUUUAUCUUUAUUAUAUUCAUAUUAUAUAAUCUAUGAUUCAAGCAUUUGUAAGUUAGAAAGAUGUAACAUUCAUAAAUCCAAAGUAAGAUUAUCCUGGGCACUGAACAUUAGGAACACAAUUUUGUCUUCGACAUAUUUUUAUUAUUUAUCAAAACUACAUCUGUUCAGAGGAAAGAACUCCAAAAAUGUGUUGCUAAAAUCAAAAUCAAGAAUAUUGAAUGAGUACUUUGUGAUUAUGUUUUGCAGAAAACUCAAUGUAUAUAAUGGCGCUAGCUGCGUGAAAAUGUGGGUUUGCAUCUAUGAGGGAUACGUGAAUGUGUGUGUGUGUGUGUGUGUCAGAUGUCAUUGCCUUUGUUGCCUAACAAUAAACAAUGUACACACCACUUUA